Molecule: messenger RNA, 2207 nt
Organism: Xylaria bambusicola
Lineage: Eukaryota; Fungi; Ascomycota; Sordariomycetes; Xylariales; Xylariaceae
Product: kinase-like domain-containing protein
Exons: 2
Coding region: 1-2037 (678 amino acids)
Biological process (GO): peptidyl-serine phosphorylation; autophagy; autophagosome organization
Cellular component (GO): autophagosome; cytoplasm
Molecular function (GO): protein binding; ATP binding; protein serine/threonine kinase activity
Source: RefSeq, a predicted model, not a curated record
AUGUCAAAUCCAAACAGUAUUGCCUGGGUAGUACCACUAGAUGGUAAAUACCUUCACAAGGUGGAAGACAAGAUUAAGCACAGUCGACUGCGCAAGGCACCGACUGCAAAACCAGAGACCCCUAAGUCUCUAAAUGGAAGAGAAACCCCACCACCAAAGGAAUUUGACCCAAAUAGUGUCUGGUCACUUGAGCUGAAUAUUGGUUACGUACCAAAGAGCUCGGUAGGUGUGGUCUUCGGCACGGACAAUGAGACUUGUGACGUUAUUCUACCCCAGGUCGAGGGUAUCAGCAGGCGACAUUUCGCGUUGACAUACAAGAGAACUAUCCCAGACAAUCACUAUCGUUUGGUCUUGCGUGACCUUGGCUCCAGGGGUGGGACGGCAGUGGCAUAUGACCGCCAAGGCGACAGUCAUAAGCGGAGCGCGUUCGACUGGAUCCUAGACGGUUUCCUGCCCCCAGAUUCAACCAGAGAGCUGAAAGUCAGGUUGCUCGAUGAUUUCCAGUUUCAAAUAUUCGUCAAUCACGAUCAUGAUUUUACCUCAGCUGCCUAUGUUGCUCAUGUCAACCAAUUUCUGCAUGGAACAACAGAUGUAGCAAACCUCCUUCAGCAUUCCAUGCUUGAUCGAGGUGAUGAGACCCAGGCUGUUACACCCGGUGAAGGUGAAAUCAUUCUAUUUGCAGGAUUUCUCGGGGAGGGCGGUUUUGGGAGUGUCACUCGCCAUUGGAAUGUGAGCACGGGCGAAGAAUACGCCUGCAAGCAACCUACUACCAGAAAAUAUGACAUUCAUGCCUGGAACCACGAAAUAGCAAUAAUGAAGCAGCCAAAUAUCGUUCAGUUUUGUUUUCACGAGCUCAAUCCACUGCCCAAAAUAUACUUGGAGUACAUGCCUUUGGGUGAUCUUUUGACUGUGCAUGAGAGAGACGCAUUGACACAUCACGAAUGCCUAGAAGUUCUCAGCCAGUGCGCUUCAGCCCUGGGAUAUUUUCAUAGAGAGUUUCAGGCAUCACAUCGGGACAUCAAACCUGAGAACAUUCUUGUGCAACGGCGCGGCCCAAGCCACAACCCCAGAGAUAUCUUGGUCAAGCUCGGAGACUUUGGUAUCUCCAAGGUUGGAGACGUACCUAGAUCAUAUUGUGGGACAACUUUUUACAUGGCUCCCGAGGUGAUGAGUAACGCGGCGUCUUAUACUUCGGUCGCGGAUAUAUGGUCUCUUGGGGUAGUCAUCCUGCAACUUGCGUAUGGCCUUCCAAUGUGGACAGGGGACGGGAGAACAUACGCCACUUAUAUUAUUUCCCAUUUAAUGUCGUUGCGGGAUCCGAAAUCUCCUAUCAUCGGCAUCUUGAAGCACAUGUUGGUUGCUAACCCAAAUUCACGAUGGUCGGCAGAGCAAUGUUACUCGCACCUUCAAGCGAGCCGCGUCGACUCUUCUUCGAACCAGAACCUGCCACUCUACAGAAUUCUGCAAAUCGGCCAGAUUAAGAUUGGAUACAGACAAGCCCACGUAUUCAAAGAUGGUAGGGUUGUUGAGGAAGGCCUCAACGCCACGCACCUAUUCGAUCUACGCUCCACGGCCUAUUGUAGGACCUCCAUGCAGUUCUUUCUUAGGAACCGUGUGGCUAAAGAUGAUAGAGACAUGUGCAGGGAGGGUGCGGGUCUUCGGGGAAGCUACCUAAACCUGUCAGAUGCUCUGAGGUUCUGCAACAAGUUUAAGAUUACAGAAGGCAUAAAGGUGAUCCUCUUACUCCGACCAGAGCUUGGCGAGUGGGUUGAGGAGGCUGAGCCGCCUGCUGAGCCUGUUGUUGCCCAGGACCCCGACGGUGGCGAAAAUUUGGACGAUGCCGACGCCAAAUCUGAUACUGCUGAGGGGGCUGAAGACGCCGACUUUGAUCCAGGCGAGAAUAUCGAACAACCAGCUCCUCUCCCGCAGCCUGGAGGCACCGCUGAGGAAAGAGUCAGCUAUUAUACGCAGCCGAGUUAUUCGAACGGGCUUUUCCUUGCGCUUCCGAACCAGUCAUAUAAGCAACUUCUUGAAUAAUUAAGCGCAUAUUGGUUAAAACUGCAGUUCUUAGUUUGGUUCAUAAUGAACGCUUGUCACAACACCCGGGCCGGAUUUUUGCCUUUUUGUUAAGCUACUCUUACUUUCGAAGUUGCCGUUGCGCGACAGCUGAGAGUAAAAUAGAUAGAGCAUUAUUGGGAUAUGCAUUU